AUGCAUUCUGGUUGUAAUUGUUUCACGCAUCCUGGUUGUAAUUGGUACGGCUUGAGGCUAACGAACGUGUCGCUGCCAGCGGUGCUGCUGAGGGAGGACGACUGGAGGCAGCUCGUGCAGCACGCCCACACCGGCAGGCCGGGCGCCGUCACACUCAGAGGCGCUGAGUCCCGCCUCGAGGAGGCUCUUGCGCUCGCAGUGAGGAAAGCUAUAUCGAGGAUGGAGGAGGACAGGCGAGCUGCAGGGGGCGAGCGGGGGGAUGAGCGAGGGGGCAGAGGGGGGCGAGGGGCGGUGCAGCAGCAGGUGUCAGUAAGGGCGGUGCAGGAGUAUGCGAGGCGGCUGGCGCCGCUGGUAGGGGUGGGUCGCGGAUUCACAUGCAGCGUAGGGUGGGUGCAGCAGUUCAUGCAGCGCUGGGGGUUCCACCCUCCUGGGGGCACUGCAGGAGGCGGUGGUGGGGCGAGGGGGCGAGGGGGCCGGCUGGGUGGGAGGAGAGGGGAGGAUGGUCGGACAGAGGACGAACUUGAAGAAGGGGGAGGGGAGGAGGGGGAGGAGAGUGAGGGGCAGGGAGGAGUGAGUGCGAGGAUAAGGGGGAUACUGGACGAGCGGUGUGAAGUGCGGCAGGAGGAGGUGGCAGCGCUGGUGGCGGUGGCAGAGCAGCAGCGGGAGAGGCGCGCUCAGAUCAAGGCGAGUGGGCGCCGGCUGACGGACGUGCGCGAGGAGGAGUGGAUAGAAGAGGGGCGGCACGAUGGUGCUGGUGGGCGGGGCAGGGCUGCAGGGGAUGGGAUGGAGAGUGAUGGGGGGGAUGGGGGCGUGACUGGAGACAGCGAUGGCGCCUUGGACGUGACGGACAAUGAUGGUGCUGGUGGUUUUGACACAGACACUGACCUUGACCUGCCCGCCGCUCAUGCCAAUACCAACCCCCGUGCUGCUGCCACUGCUAUUGCCACCCUGCUGGCGUCACUGGCCGGCGUGCGGGUGGCAUCUGCCGCCCAGGCCGCCCCUCAGCUGCAGUGUGCGUGGGCUGCCCUUGCGGCAGCCACGCCGUUCCCCCGGCAGCUCACAGCGCACCGCGCGGCAGAGGUGGCGCGCGCAUGGCGCCGCCUUGAGAGGUCCCGCGUGCUGCUGUGGGAGGGGGGUGCUGGGAGCGAGGGGGGUGCUGGGAGCGAGAGCAGUGAGAGCAUGAGCGUAGAGGAAAUUGGAGGGAUGGGCAGCAGCAUGGAGGAGUGGGAGUCGAAGGAGGGGAUAGUUGGCGUGGUGGCAGGGAGGAGCGCAGGAGGGGGCAUGCCUGGUGGCCGAGGGAGGAAGAGGAGGAGGAGCGGGGAUGAGCAGGACGGUGUGGUGGCAUCACGGGCCGGGGCAGCAGCAGCAGUGAGGGGAGCAGCAGGUGGAGGGCGGUUGGCAGGAGGCGGGCAGGGGUCAGCGGGCAUGGCAGCACCGCUGCUGGCCCCGGAGCUCAUAGUGGCGGCGGCCCUGCGAGCUGCUCUUGCUCCCCACCCCGUGCCCGCCCACCCCAUGCCCGCCCCGCCUGCUGCCCACGCCCUGCGCUUCCCGUUCCCCCACGCUGCGCCACCCGCCACCACCGCACUGCACUCCCUCGCACAGCUGCUUGCAUCUGCUGGCUUGCCGUCGGGCCUACUCCCUGUCGCCAGGCCAUACGGCCCUGCCUGGGGCCAGCACCUACUCACUGCGCCUCGCCCUUCCUCCCACGUUGCUCCCUCUCUGCCAACGCCACCUCCCCCCCGGUCGCUCACUGCGCUCCUCACUUCAAUCACCCCCCAGUACUGCCAGCAGUGCUGCAACUAA
Molecule: messenger RNA, 1803 nt
Organism: Closterium sp. NIES-65
Lineage: Eukaryota; Viridiplantae; Streptophyta; Zygnematophyceae; Desmidiales; Closteriaceae
Source: the annotation of a GenBank genome assembly